UCCAUGAUUUGUUGAACAUUGGCAGAUCUGUAAACGGUUCCGAAUAUGAGGGAUUACUGUACGUCUAUGAUUGAACUUUUCAUAUUUUAUCUUUCACGCCAAUCAUCUUUUUUCUUUUUAUGCGUCAUGAAACAGUUUGCUCCCCUCUCAUCAGCAAUUUUUCAAAUCUUAAAGCACCACAUAAUUAAUUCGUUUGCAAUUGACACGUGGCGUCGAGAGGCGUCACACGUAGAAGCUUUUCUCCAAGGUCAAUGAAAAAGUCCUUUAAUUUACGCGUCAAUCAAAGUGCCACACGACCUCUUUAAUCAGCGGGGCAUAGCACACACCACGUGUCAAUGGCGCACUUGAGGUUUUGCAAUAAAAGAAGCUUCCGUGCAGCUCUCACGGCAACUUGAUUCCGUAAAGCAGCAGCAGGCGUUGCAAUGGACACCCUCAAGGAAGCGCUCCAGCGCUAUCUUCGAUUCGACCCAACGGCUGACCAGUUCCGUCAUCUGACCGUGCUUCAUCAAGUAAUCGGUUUCAACCAGGUCAACCCCAUGGUCGUCAAGAUCUGGCGAGCGACGGUUGCUUUGAUGUGUUGUCAGUGCUUCUGCUUUGCGUACCGCGUGUACCUGGCGAUUGCGCAGGACCUUGGCUUCACGUACCUCGUGUGCGCCCUGAUGGUUGUCGGAGGCUAUGCAUCAGGAGGGGCGCGGAUGGCUGGGUUUAGCCAUUUUUACGGGGAUUUUCUCGCGUUGAAAACGCAUCUGCUGAAGAGUUCGAGCCUGUUGCGGGACGAUCCCGAAGCGGUGCGCAUUCGGCGCGAGCAUUACGAGAACAACCAGAAGUUUACCGUUGCCAUGAUGGCGGCUGGAGCCGGUGCCAUCUCGAUCUGGAACAUGACCGACUACCGGAUGACGGACCAGUACGCCUUUCCGUUCGACUUGACUUUCUUGAAUCCGGCGAUUCGGGAAGUGUUUGAAACGCUGUACGGAUUCUAUCUGCUGUCGCUGGCUACGUACUUCUGGAUUCCGUUCAUCACGAUCCGGGUUGGUUUGCGGGCACUUCGAGCCGAGAUGCUGGUGGUGAACCGGGCUUAUGGGGAAGUGUUUCGGAAAGCGGCGACCGGCGCAAGGUUUUUCGAGGGAUGCUCGGACCAGCCAUCGAAGCAGGCGGCGAAGCGGUUUUGGAGCUGCUUGCAGCACGAGCUGUCGAGCGUAGUAGGCGUGCAUUCGGCCCUGCUGGACAACGUGUUUCGCAUCAGACGGCUGGCGAGCGUUCCGUUUUUGGCGGAAGUGUUUGCCAGUGUGUCGAUUACCUCGAUCGCCAUCUUUUUGCUGAUGUUGCUUGGAUCGGAAAGUCUUGUGUUGGUCGGAAUCUCCUGUAUCCUGCUGGUGGAGAGUUACUACAACAGCUCUUUGGUGGAGGAAUUGGAAGAGGCCCAUCAGGCCACCGGACACGUUGUUUAUGGACUCGAGUGGCCCACGCUGAUGAAGUACGACUCGAGCUGUGCCAGGGAGUAUAAGAAUGUACGGAAGAUCUUGCUCGUGGUUAUUAUGAGAUCGCAGCAGUCGCUGAACUUCCACUGCGGAGGUCUAUUCAAGAUGUCCAUGGACACGUUUUCGGUGACCGUCAAAACGUGCUACACCAUUUUCAGCUUUCUGGUACAGGUGCAGAAGGAUUAAGGCACCUUGGUUAAACACACUACCUUUCAUUGAUGUAUCUUGGUGAAUUUGACAGCACACACAAUAGUUUAAAUAAAG
Messenger RNA from Culex pipiens pallens (northern house mosquito), 1742 nucleotides. RefSeq lists its product as uncharacterized. The transcript has 2 exons. Gene Ontology annotation, biological process: sensory perception of smell; detection of chemical stimulus involved in sensory perception of smell. Gene Ontology annotation, cellular component: plasma membrane. Bases 423 to 1664 code for a protein of 413 amino acids. Gene Ontology annotation, molecular function: olfactory receptor activity; odorant binding. The record is from RefSeq and is a predicted model, not a curated record. Lineage: Eukaryota; Metazoa; Arthropoda; Insecta; Diptera; Culicidae.